This is a messenger RNA of Plectropomus leopardus (leopard coralgrouper), 2166 nucleotides long. RefSeq names its product 5-hydroxymethylcytosine binding, ES cell specific (gene hmces). Gene Ontology annotation, molecular function: single-stranded DNA binding. The record is from RefSeq and is a predicted model, not a curated record. Gene Ontology annotation, biological process: protein-DNA covalent cross-linking repair. NCBI's taxonomy places the organism in Eukaryota, Metazoa, Chordata, Actinopteri, Perciformes, Serranidae.
UCCCUGCAUGCAAAACACAGGCUGCACUCUGCACACACACAGACACACACACACACACACUGUCAUAACGUAAUACACAGAGCUGAAAGGUCAACUUUACGAUACACAAAUAUCACAACGCUUGAAAAGGUGGCUGAAAAGUUUCCGUUUUCACCGUAAAAUGUGUGGAAGAACUGCGUGCACUCUUGCUCCUGACGAGGUGAGCCGAGCCUGCUCGUACAGAAACCGAGGCGGGCAGCGGAGGCAGCCCCGCUGGAGGGAUGGAGAUGCGGACAAAUACCGACCCUCCUACAACAAGACCCCACAGUCCACGAGCCCCGUCCUGCUGUCGCAGAGACACUUUGAUAAGGAUGCCCCUGUUGAUGAGUGCGUGUUGGCCUCCAUGCGUUGGGGCCUGGUACCUGCCUGGUUCAGGGAGAAAGACCCCAGCAAGAUGCAUUACAACACCAGCAACUGCCGCAGUGAGAACAUCUUGGAGAAGAAGUCAUACAAGGACCCCCUGAUAAAAGGGCAGCGCUGCGUCAUCCUCGCUGAUGGAUUUUAUGAGUGGAAGAGGCAGGAAAAACACAAGCAGCCUUUCUUCAUAUACUUCCCUCAGACUCAGGGAACCAGCCAGGAGAAAACAGAGGAUCCGGAUGACCCCACGACCUCAGCUCGCAAUAAGGACAACUCAGAGACAGCGUGCCCUCCAGAGGAGGCCUCCCCUGACUUGACAGAGGGUGGAGAAGGUGAGUGGACUGGAUGGAAGUUGCUGACUAUGGCUGGACUGUUUGACUGCUGGACACCUCCAGGUGGUGGAGAACCUCAUUACACGUACAGUGUAAUCACUGUGAAAGCCUCCCCAAAUCUGGAAAGCAUCCAUGACAGGAUGCCAGCGAUUCUGGAUGGAGCCGAGGAAGUGAGAAGAUGGCUGGAUUUUGGGGAGGUGAAGUCUCUAGAUGCCUUGAAGCUGCUCCAGUCUAAAAACACUUUGACUUUUCAUCCCGUCUCUUCACUAGUAAACAACUCUCGCAACAACUCUCCAGAGUGUCUUCAGCCGGUGGAUCUUAACAGCAAAAAGGAGCCCAAGCCCACAGGCAGCAGUAAGAUGAUGAUGAGCUGGCUGACAAACAGUGCACCUUCAAAGAGGAAGAAGCCCAACGCAUGUGAGAGCAAAGAAGACGACGAAAGCAAAGCCAAGGCUCAGAGAAAGUCUCCAGGGGCACUUCAGCAGUGGCUUCAGGGAGCCAAGAAGAAACCAAGAACCACAUGAAGAAAUGAACCAGGACUGAAAACUCUGCAGUAUUUAAAAGACCAUAGGCCAGUUUACCACUGUAUAUUAACAAGUGUGAGAAAAACUUAUGAUUUAGCUUAGUUUUUAACUGUUUUAAAUGUAUAAAAAAAUGCCACACAGAUACUAUUUCCUACCAAAAUGUUCCCAAUAAAUGUUUGAAAUAACCACUGCAUGCUUUAUUCAAGAUUUUUAUUACCCUUAUUACUCGAAACGCAAAGACAUUUUGAAACAAUGUAGAUGCUAUGCAUUUAUCAUAUUAAUAAUAUAAUAAUGAUGAAUGCCAAUACCCCCCCCCCCCCCACAUUUUUUUCUUCUUUCAAAGUUACAGUAUGUAUGCUAUUUUGUAAUCUAUAAUGCAUUUCAAAGUUUAAACAUAAUACGAACAGACAGUUAAAGAUCUGAUCGGUUAAAAGAAAUGUCAAGCACUUAAAUUGUUUGCCAACAUGAGCAACUGGCAGAGUCGGAUAUGGAGAUUUACAACACAACUUUUUGUCUUCCCCAUACAAUGAUUGAGAGGUUUGCAAAUAUACAAAGUAAUGCAAUAGUCGAAAGUAAAAAGAAACGUACUAGCUAAUAGUACUCAGCUAUGAGUGAUAUUUAUACUUGAGAAAAAUCUCUCCCCUCCAUGCUGUCUCGAUUUGGUUCAUUCUCACGUCAAAUGUAGUUCCACGAGUGACUGAUUAUGAGAUGAACCUUAAUUUCACAGCAUAUAGUGUGUUAGGGACCGCGCUUACAUCAAGGAGCCAAGUCUGGAUUCACACGAUGUCCUCAACCUGAGCUACAAUUGCAUUUACUGUGGCUCCUAAAUGAGAUGUGUGAACAUGUCUUCAGUAAUUGUAGAUGAUGGCAAAGUGCAAAAAGGAAAAAAAAACAAAAAAUGCGUACUAGUCUGA